Messenger RNA from Necator americanus (New World hookworm), 579 nucleotides. RefSeq lists its product as uncharacterized. The transcript is spliced from 5 exons. Lineage: Eukaryota; Metazoa; Nematoda; Chromadorea; Rhabditida; Ancylostomatidae. Bases 1 to 579 code for a protein of 192 amino acids. The record is from RefSeq and is a predicted model, not a curated record.
AUGGAUGUACUUUUAUUGAUGUUACUACAGUAUUCGAGAACAUUCGCAUGUAUUCCAACUUUUAACGACGAGAAUGAGGUUGUUGUAAACAGAUCGAAUCAACAGGGGCAGAUAGUCCUAGAACUAUCGCCAACAUCUAGUGAUGUGACGUCAGUACGCGGUGCAACCAGUUCUGUUCCCGGUUCAGUGAUUACUAUUUUAUCCGACACUACGGAUUCCGACAUUACAGCUGUUACUGCCAUCAGUCCGAUCAAGAAUCCUGCAACUAUAACUGUCAUCAUCGUCGGUUCAACAACAGCACCUUCUGCCGUUUCCACAGCAGUUUCGACUACUGUAAUCAGUACAAGUACCGUAACGAUGAUGAUGCCUGGAUCAACAACUGUUGGCAUCGUUACAACAACAACGACUACCACAGCUACGAGAGUACCUACCGUAACAACAAGUACCACAGUAACCGCAGCACCCACUACAACUACAACCACGACUCCACCAGCCAGAACGACAACUACGACUACGACGACAACGACGUACCCUCCUGCUCCACCCGGCGCAGCGGCUCUGGCAAAUCCAGUGGGAUGA